AUGGCUGUAACAGCCGAGAUACCGACCCCUUCCGGCUUGCCUUUGCUGGGUAACAUCAAAUCAAUCGAUCCCGACUUCCCCUUGGGGUCUAUGGUAUCACUCGCCGAGCAAUAUGGCGAGAUCUACCGCUUAAGGUUUCCCGGCCGAACCAUCGUGGUCGUUUCCACACAGGCAUUGGUCAACGAGACGUGUAAUGAGAAGCGAUUUAAGAAAUCUGUUAAUUCAGCUCUCACUCAAAUCCGAGAAGGAGUUCACGAUGGACUUUUUACUGCCAAACUCGGAGAAGAGAACUGGGGCAUCGCUCACAGAGUGCUAAUGCCAGCCUUCGGACCAUUGCCGAUCGAGCGCAUGUUUGACGAGAUGCACGAUAUCGCCUCUCAACUUGCUCUCAAGUGGGCGCGAUACGGACCGGACUCGCCUAUUAUGGUAACCGACGACUUUACGCGUCUGACCCUAGACACACUGGCGUUAUGUUCUAUGGGGUACAGAUUCAAUAGCUAUUAUUCUCCAGUUCUCCACCCGUUCAUCGAGGCAAUGGGUGAUUUUCUUACAGAGGCUGGAGAAAAGCCUCGACGGUUGCCUUUACCCGGAGUCGUCUACCGCGAGCGCGAUCGCAAGUAUCAGUAUGAUAUCGAGAUCAUGAGAAGUACUGCCAGGGGGGUUCUUGAUGCCCGAAAGGCUGAUGGAACCACACGAAAGGACCUUUUGACAGCUAUGCUUGAGGGCGUCGAUACAAAAACUGGCAAGAAGAUGACGGAUGAAAGUAUUAUGGAUAACUUGAUUACUUUCCUUAUUGCAGGGCACGAAACUACUUCAGGUCUCUUAUCUUUUGCCUUCUAUCAACUCCUCACACAUCCAAAUGCCUACCAGGUUGCUCAGAAUGAGGUGGACCAGGUGGUUGGGAAAGGACCCGUUCAGGUAGAACACCUCUCCAAGCUUCCAUAUCUGAACAGUGUUCUGAGAGAAACCCUUCGGAUUAACGCGACCAUCCCUCUCUUCACUGUCGAGGCCUUUGAAGACACCCUUCUUGGGGAUAAAUAUCCCGUCAAAGCUGGCGAGACCAUCGUCAACCUUCUCGCAAAGUCACAGCUCGACCCCACGGUAUUUGGAGCCGAUGCAAAUGAGUUCAAACCAGAACGUAUGUUUGAUGACAAUUUUGCCAGACUGAACAGCGAGUUCCCCAACUCGUGGAAACCGUUUGGUAAUGGCAUGCGAGCCUGCAUUGGAAGGCCAUUUGCUUGGCAGGAAUCUCUGCUGGUUAUGGUAGUGCUUCUGCAGAACUUCAAUUUUGUUCUUGAUCCUACCUACCAUCUCGGCUACAAACAGACCUUGACCAUUAAACCUAAGGACAUGUAUAUGCGAGCGAUCUUGAGGGAUAACCUUACGCCGACCACCCUUGAGCGCCGGCUGGCUGGUUUAUCCAGUACAGCAACAAGCAAGGAGAAUGGACCCAACGGCAAGUCUACUGAGGCUGAAGGCGGUGUCCCUAUAACCGUCCUGUACGGUUCCAAUAGUGGAACAUGUGAGUCUUUGGCGCAGAGGGUUGCAACUGAUGCCGCAGAGCAUGGCUUCCAUGUCACCAAGAUUGAUUGUCUUGACACGGCAAAGGAAAACCUUCCUAAAGAUCAGCCAGUUGUGAUUGUCACCGCAUCAUACGAAGGUCAACCCCCCGACAAUGCUGGGCAUUUUAUAGCCUGGAUCGAGAAGGCUGACCAAGAAUCCAUGCCCCUCAAAGACGUCUCGUAUGCCGUUUUUGGCUGUGGUCACAAGGAUUGGGUACAGACCUUCCAUCGCAUCCCUAGGCUUGUCGAUGGUAAUCUCGAAAAGCUUGGCGCUACUCGGAUUGUCGACAUGGGUGUCACCGAUGCAUCUCAAAAUAUGAUCUUCAGUGACUUUGAGACAUGGGAAGAUGACAUCCUGUGGCCUGCUCUUGAAGCGCGUUACAAGCCUGAGCGCAGCAACACGGCUACAGCCAAGGGACUGAGUGUCAAGAGCUGUAACUUCAGGACCCUUACCCUUCGUCAAGAUGUCAAGGAGGCAACAGUGGUCUCUACCAAGACGUUAACAAGGAUCGACGAUGCAAAUGCCAAAAAGCAUAUUGAGAUACAGUUGCCUGAAGGCAUUGACUACACAGCCGGUGACUACCUUGCUGUCCUGCCAAUCAAUCCCCAAGAAGUUGUCCGUCGGGCGCUGAGGAGGUUCAAGCUUCCAAUGGAUGCUCAUCUGGAGAUUUCGAGCAGUACACCAACUGCCCUCCCUACUGAUACGUCUAUAUCGGCGCUGGACGUGUUUGGCUCUUACGUUGAGCUUUCUCAGCCGGCGACUAAAAGGAACCUCCUCCUCAUUGCCGAAGCUGCAUCCGAUGUAGAAACAAAGGCUGCUUUGACCUCGUUAUCUGAGGAGGAUUACAUCGAGGCGAUCAGCGAUAAGCGCGUAUCGGUUCUGGAAAUCCUAGAACGUUAUCCCUCUAUCGAACUACCUAUCAGAGACUUUUUGCAGAUGCUGCCAUCUAUACGAAUUCGACAAUAG
Fusarium sp. VM40 is the source of this 2529-nucleotide messenger RNA. Lineage: Eukaryota; Fungi; Ascomycota; Sordariomycetes; Hypocreales; Nectriaceae. The record is from the annotation of a GenBank genome assembly.